AUGGUAAGAAAGACCGAAUCCCCUGUCCGGCCGCCUGGCAGUCCCAGACCUGACGAGGCUCACAACCAGGCUAGUGAGUACGAUUCGACCAACAGUAAACUAACUCCCGCUGGGCGAGUGCGCGGUCCUACCGAUGAUUUGAGAUUAGACCUUCUUGGAUUUGGUGAGCAACAAACGUGGGAGUCAGGUCAUGUUUACUUUAACCCCCAACGCGAUGGAUACCUCCGCCCAGUAGACUCUGUGCUUCGAGCCAGAUCCUGGGCGGAACUUUUAUCGCUACUGAUCCUCCAUUGCGAACCACUUUUCCUGUCGACGUCAGUUGCUCCCCCGCAAGAUCUGAAGUCCUACCUGAUGCGUUUACGUCUUUGCUUCCAGUUGAUCCCGCAGAGGAACGGUAUGGUAGUAUUCGAGCCCUGCCCCGUCCCACCGAUGUUGGUGCGUGAAGAGGUUGACUGGAAUGUAAUAGAAGAUGAGAUGCGGGAUACUCCCGUCUUCCGACUCUCGAAGAUCGAGCGGUUCCGCGACGUCGAGCGCGGUAAAGUCUACAAAGUUGAUAUCCGUGGGGCGACAUUUGCCUACAAAAUGACCUAUGGGACCGAGUCCCUGCAACGAGAAAUUUCCAUGCUACGGAACAUGGAGCAGUGCAGCGAAGAAGAACGCUUGCUCCGAGUACCCAAGCUGGAAGAAAUUAUCGGCAUCGGUACGCAGUAUGCCGGUAUCCUAAUAACUUAUAUCCCGUCGCCGGCUUCCCUGGCUGACCUUAUGACGGCCGACAAUGACGGUGAGGUAAGCAUCGCCGAGCGCCAGAAAUGGUAUGAUUAAAUCGCCGACGCGGUGCAUACACUUUAUCGGAAUGGGCUCGUUUUGGGGGCAUGUUAAAGCAGCGAAUGUUGUGAUUGACGGUGUUCAUCGCAACGCGUGGCUCGUGGACUUCGAAGAGGGGACAACCCCGGGCUGGGUAGACGAUAGUAUAUUAGGAACGGAGGCUGGGGACUUGCAAGAAUUAAGCAAGAUCCGCAAGUUCUUGAGGUUGGAGAGCACUAGGCCACGGCAACCGGGGAGACGGCGAGGACUAGCCCC
This is a messenger RNA of Aspergillus brunneoviolaceus CBS 621.78, 1080 nucleotides long. RefSeq lists its product as uncharacterized. The transcript is spliced from 3 exons. Lineage: Eukaryota; Fungi; Ascomycota; Eurotiomycetes; Eurotiales; Aspergillaceae. The record is from RefSeq and is a predicted model, not a curated record. Bases 1 to 822 code for a protein of 273 amino acids.